Messenger RNA from Vidua macroura (Pin-tailed whydah), 2119 nucleotides. It is a transcript of the gene DDX25, whose product is annotated as DEAD-box helicase 25. Gene Ontology annotation, cellular component: nucleus; cytoplasmic stress granule. Gene Ontology annotation, biological process: poly(A)+ mRNA export from nucleus. Lineage: Eukaryota; Metazoa; Chordata; Aves; Passeriformes; Viduidae. Bases 439 to 1695 code for a protein of 418 amino acids. The transcript has 10 exons. The record is from RefSeq and is a predicted model, not a curated record. Gene Ontology annotation, molecular function: RNA helicase activity; RNA binding; ATP binding.
GCGGCCCGCGGGCUCGGCCUGCUCCCCGCGCCGCCCGCGCUCCGCGCCGAGGCGGAGGACGAGGAGAAAGUGUUUCUGAUGAACCCACAGAACAAUAAGAAAUCCGCUGGAGAGAGAAGAGGAUUUUGUUGUAAACUAAAACACAAGAAGUUCCACCUCAGCAUGAGGAAGAGCUUCUUGACGUGGAGAGCAGCAGAGCGCUGGGACAGGCUGCCCAGGGAUGUCCUGGAUCCUCCCUCUUUAGAGACAUUCCAGGCCUACAGGAACAUGUUCCUAUGUCAUCUGCUCCAGUUGACCCUGCCUUGGCAGGGGGUUUGGACUGGAUGAUUUCCAGAGAUCCCUCCCAACCCUAAUGACUCUGUGAUUCUGUUUGUUUUAUUUAUGGAGUAAAUAAAAUAUUUGCUGCCUUUCCCAGUGCCGCUGGCAGAGGUGUCACUGAUGAACAAGUUGAUCCACACAUCCCUGGUGGAGUCCCAGCAGCACGUGGAGAUCCUGCAGCGGGACCCCAGCUCCCCACUCUUUUCCAUCAAGACCUUCGAGGAGCUGCCCCUGAAGAAGGAGCUCUUGCAGGGGGUUUACAUGAUGGGCUUCAACAGACCAUCCAAAAUCCAGGAGCAGGCUCUGCCACUCAUGCUGGCAUACCCGCCCCAAAAUCUGAUUGCCCAGAGCCAGUCAGGGACAGGGAAAACAGCAGCUUUUGUCUUGGCCAUGUUGAGCAGAGCCAGUGCCAGCGAGAAAUAUCCGCAGUGCCUCUGCCUGGCUCCCACCUACGAGCUGGCUCUGCAGAUCGGGCAGGUGGUGCGGGCCAUUGGGAAAUUCUGCACUGACAUCAAGGUGAACUACGCUGUCCGGGGAAACCGAGUUCUGAAGGGCACAGUGCUGGAGGAGCAGAUCAUCAUCGGAACGCCAGGCACCACACUGGACUGGUGCUUCAAACAACGCGUGCUGGACCUGACAAAGAUCUCCUUGUUCGUGCUGGAUGAGGCUGACAUCAUGAUCGACACGCAGGGCCUCUCCUGUCAGAGCAUCCGCAUCCAUAGGGCUCUUCCCAAGAGCUGCCAAGUGCUGCUGUUCUCAGCCACUUACAAGGAGCCCGUGCGGGCCUUUGCGGAGCGGAUCAUCCCCGACCCCAUGGUGAUCAAGCUGCGUGAGGAGGAGCUCACCCUGAGCAACAUCAGGCAGUACUUCAUGGUGUGCCAGAGCUCGGAUGAGCAGUACAGGGCCCUCUGCAACCUCUACGGCAGCUUCACCAUCGGUCAGGUCAUGAUCUUCUGCCAGACCCGGAGGCUGGCAGACUGGCUGUCGGGGAAGAUGAGCCAGGACGGGCACCAAGUGGCCAUCCUGACAGCAGAGCUGACGGUGGUGCAGCGGGCCAGCGUCAUCCAGCGCUUCCGUGAGGGCAAGGAGAAGGUCCUCAUCGCCACCAACGUCUGUGCCAGAGGCAUUGAUGUGCAGCAGGUCACCACCGUGGUGAACUUUGGCCUCCCCAUGGAUCAGGACGGCGAGCCGGAUUUUGAGACCUACCUGCACCGCAUUGGGAGGGCGGGACGCUUCGGGCACCGCGGCAUCGCCUUCAGCGUGGUGCAGAGAGAGACCGUGCAGCUCGUGCACAAGAUAGAGGAGUAUUUCCAGACCACGAUCAAGCAGCUGGAUCCAUACGACAUGGACGAGCUGGAGAAGCUUGCAGCUGAGUGAGAAGCAGGGAUUCGUUCUCCCAAAUCCAAGUUGUAGUUCUAAACAGGAGGAAAAGUUACAGGGGAAGACUUCCCAGUUCUCUUGUGUGCUCCUGAAGCUGUUGAGUUCUGUUGUGUUGCCCGAGGAGAGGCUGGAGCGAAGCUUGUCUCGCUAGAUGGCAGCAGGAAUCCACUGCUGCCAUCCCAGAUCCCGGGGCAAAACCCACGUGUUCAGGGUCCCGGCAGUGCAGGAGAGAGGUUGGACCCCCGGGGGUCUGAAAUCCAGGUGUGCAGGAUCCCGUCGGUGGGGGAGAGAGGUUGGAACCCAGAGGUCUGAAAUCCAAGUGUUCGGAGGCCCGGCAGUGUGAGGACAGAAGUUGGACUCCAGGGACUGGGCUGUGUUUGUGCCUUUGUUAAUCUUUAAUAAAUGAAUUUGUUUGCAAUCA